Anarrhichthys ocellatus (wolf-eel) is the source of this 2103-nucleotide messenger RNA. RefSeq names its product NACHT, LRR and PYD domains-containing protein 12-like. Bases 1 to 2103 code for a protein of 700 amino acids. The record is from RefSeq and is a predicted model, not a curated record. NCBI's taxonomy places the organism in Eukaryota, Metazoa, Chordata, Actinopteri, Perciformes, Anarhichadidae. The transcript has 8 exons. Gene Ontology annotation, molecular function: protein binding.
AUGGAGAUUCAAGCCCUCAAUCUAGAGAAGAAAGAGCUUCAAUCAAGACCUCUGUCUGGAGAGAAAAGCUGGGUGGAGCUUCUUCAUCACUUCUUUGCUGAGACCAAAGAAGCAGGAAUAUGUGGUUUUGAUAAACUCCAGCUUGUGUUCAUCCUUGAUGGUCUGGAUGAGUGUCGACUUCCUUUGGACUUCCACAACGCGUUCCUGACUGAUGUUACCGACUCGGCUUUGGUGGACGUGCUGCUGACAAACCUCAUCAUGGGGAAACUGUUCCCUUCUUCCUGCCUCUGGCUGACCACAACACACGAGGCAACCAGUCAAAUCCCUCCAGGGUUCAUUGACAUGGUGACAGAGGUGAGAGGGUUCUCUGAUCCAAAGAAGGACGAGUACUUCAGAUGGGGAUUCAGGAAUAAGGAGCUGGCCAGCAGAAUCAUCACGCACAUCAAGGCAUCAAAAAGCCUCCACAUCAUGUGCCACAUCCCAGUCCUCUGUUGGAUCACUGCAACAGUUCUGGAGGAUUUGUUGAAAACCACAGAAAGAGGAGAGUUGCCCAAGACCUUGACUGAGAUGUAUAUCCAUUUUCUAUUAGAGCAGUCCAAACUGGCAAAUGCAAAAUAUCAUGAAGGAGCUGAGACAGAUCCACUCUGGAACACAGAGACCAUGUCUCUGGGAAAAUUGGCUUUUGAGCAGCUGCAGAAAGGCCACCUGAUCUUCUAUGAAGCAGAUCUUAAAGAGUGUGGCAUUGACAUUAAAGCUGCUUCUGUGUACUCAAGCGUGCUCACACAGAUCUUUAAGGAGGACCGUGGGCUGAACCAGGACAAACGUUUCUGCUUCGACCACUUGAGCUUUCAGGAGUUUCUGGCUGCCCUUCAUGUCAUUGUGUCCUUCAUCAGCUAUGGUGUCAACGUGUUGUCAGAAGACCAACCAACCUCCCAACAGUCUGCUCUCAUUACUGGGCAAUCUGCAGUCAAUCAGCUCUUCCAGAGUGCAGUCAACAAGGCUUUACAGAGUCCAAAUGGACACCUGGACUUGUUCCUCCGCUUCCUCGUUGGCCUCUCACUGCAGACCAAUCAAGCACUUCUUCAAGGCCUAUUGAAUCAAUCAGGAAGUAGCUUACAGAGCAAUCAGGACACAGUCCAGUACGUCAAGGAGAUGAUCAGGAAGAAUCCCUCUCCAGAGCGACGCAUCAACCUGUUUCACUGUCUGAAUGAGCUGCGUGAUCAUUCUCUGUUGGAGGAAAUCCAACAGUACCUCAGUUCAGAAUGUCUGUCCACAGACAAACUGUCUCCUGCUCAGUGGUCGGCUCUGGUCUUCAUCUUACUGUCAUCAGAGAGCAAGUUGGAUGUGUUUGACCUGAAGAAAUUCUCUGGUUCAGAGGAAAGUCUUCUGAAGUUGCUGCCAGUGCUUCAAGCCUCCAGUCUAUCUCUGUUGAGUGGCUGUAACCUGUCUCAGAGAAGUUGUGAUGCUCUGGCCUCAGCUCUCAGCUCCGUGACCUCUAAUCUGAGAGAGCUGGACCUGAGUUACAAUGUGAUGGAUCCACAACUCCAGGUGCUCACGGGUGGCUUGAAGGAUCCACAAUGUAGCCUGGAAACUCCCAGGCUGACUAACUGUAAGCUGACAUCAGAGAGUAUUGAAGCUCUGUCUUCAGUUCUCAGUUGCCCGUCCUCCAGUCUUAAAGAUCUGGACCUCACUAACAACAACUUGAAGGACAAAGUGAAGUGGCUCUCUGUGGGAUUGGAGAGUCCACACUGUAGACUUGAAACUCUCAGGUUGAUUUUCUGUGCACUGACGUGGAAUAGCUGUGAUGAUGUGGGCUUGUUCCUUAGCUCCAAGUCUUCUGUUCUGAGACAGCUGGACCUGAGUAUGAACGACCUGGAGGAUUCAGGAGUGCUGGUAUUCAGUACCGGACUGAAGAAUCCCCGCUGUAAACUGGAAACUCUCAGGCUAAGGGCUUGUAAAUGGUCAGAAAAGAGCUGUGAAACUCUGGCUUCAGUUCUCAGCCUCCAAACCUCCAUCUUGAAAGAGCUGGACUUGAGUAACAAUAGCUUGCAGGAUUCAGGAGUGAAGUUUCUUUCUGCUGGACUGGAGAGUCCACACCUGUAA